Molecule: messenger RNA, 1530 nt
Organism: Fusarium verticillioides 7600
Lineage: Eukaryota; Fungi; Ascomycota; Sordariomycetes; Hypocreales; Nectriaceae
Exons: 4
Coding region: 1-1530 (509 amino acids)
Biological process (GO): regulation of DNA-templated transcription
Molecular function (GO): DNA-binding transcription factor activity, RNA polymerase II-specific; zinc ion binding
Source: RefSeq, a predicted model, not a curated record
AUGGUUAAUACUGGAAAACCUAGCCGUGGGUGCGCGACUUGCAAGAAACGGAAAAUAAAGUGCGAUGAACUGACACCAUCAUGCACGCAGUGCAAAACAGCUGGAUGGGUAUGUCCAGGGCCGUCCAAGAGUAAAUUGUUCUUCCGCAACCAAAGCGCUGCAGAUCUUGCCAGAAAGAAUGCCGCGCUGAUUGCAGCAACCUCAAGCUCUGCAGCGACCCCAGGCUCUGAAGUAUGGAAACGACCUGUAUCCCCCCCAGCACGGGACAGAGCUACUACUUUCUUCAUGCGGCAGUACGUUUUCGAUAUGGCUAGCGCAGGAGGAACCUUGCCUUUACGGGACAAUCAUGAAUUUCUCCCAGGGCUCAUACGCAAUCAACAGUCCUCGUUCGGGCUUCUCAGCACAACAGUAGCGGCUGCGGGGUUUGCUGCUCUUUCGAAUGCAGGCAACGUGUCAGAAUGGCGGGCAGAAGCAUUCCGUCUCUAUGAUAGUGCCAUUCGUCAGUUGCAGGUCGCCCUGCAGGAUCCUAUUCAGAGAGUGUCCGAUGAAACGCUCGGUGCAGUACUGCUCAUGGGAACCUUCGAGACUAUUGCUUUUGCAGAUACUGGCUCGCUGAAAGCGUUCAGCCAACACAUUAUUGCUGCAGCGAGAUGCAUCGAGUUGCGUGGGCCAGCCCAGUUCCAGACCGUGGUUGGUUUGAAGAUGUUCAUGCAGAUGCGGCGCAUCAUGAUCACUACAUGUCACCAGCUGCAGGAACCCAUACCAUUCGAGAUCUCAAAGUGGUCGAGCUGGGCUGAAACGAGCCAGAACAGCGACCUUGUCCCUGUCAAUCGCUUUUCCGAGAUCAAUAAGGCUCUAGCUAGUGUCCGUGCUGAGCUCAAGUACCAGCAUAUUACAGAACCAGCUAUGAUUUCUGACAGACUUCUCAAGAUCGAUAAACUUUUCGAAGACUGGGCGCGAACGCUACCGCCAAGCUGGGUGUACAAGCCUUACAGAUCUAUCGGCCCUAACGGCGUGCCAUCUAGUAGAUAUGACCUACAGCACGACAUGUACACAGAUCCAUGGAUAGCUUGCGUGUGGAAUUGUUACCGCAACGUCAGGCUUUUGAUUCACGAGUCCAUUAUUAUAGCUACACUCAAACACGGCACUGUAGAGCAGAAAGAAGCAUUGCAAAGCUCUGCGAAAGUUCUAGCCACGAUGGCAGAUGGAAUCUGCCACAGCGUUGCAUAUCAUCUUGGAUACCGCGCUCAAGACGAUGCGGUUGAGAGUUUUGCUCAGACAAUGCACCUUAGCAGCAAUCCGACUCCGGGAGGUUUCUUACUUAUUUGGCCUCUAUUCUUUGCUGGGAUACAGAGAACCACUUCUGCGGAUCAGAGGCAGUGGGUUGGUGCAAUGAUGAGAAGAAUUGGGGUGCGGAUGGGUUUACGGUUGGCUGUGUCAAUGGCUGAUUUGCUGUUGGAGACGGAGAUACAGGAUCUCUCGUUUUCGAAUUGCGAGACAUUUUUGAUCGGCGAAUGGUAUCCGAGUUAG